AUGUCCUCGCCAGCACCUCUCCUCCGGCCUCCCGUCCCUAGCUCUCGCUCCAAUGGCGGUGCUCGAACUCCCAGAUUAGGCCUCGCCAUUCCACCUUCACCCACCGCCAGACCCGUCAAUGGCGCUGCUACCCGCCCACCAGGUCUCUCGCUACAGAUGCCUAGCAUACCAUCUAGACCAGCCCUACCUCGAUUACAACUAGCUACCCCGAUGGGGACUAGUCAGGCGCCGUACGAGCAACCGCCUUUACAAAAUGGCCGUCCCAGUGUACAGGGUACUACGGGCUAUGCAGCGAGUGGAGGAAGUGAGAGCAGUGCUCCAAAUUCGAGGUCGGGAAGCUCCGCUCCGUCAGACGGUCGAGCCAGUGGGCCCACAUCGGCAGGCUCACAAUUCUCUGCGUUUUCUCUGGCAUCUCAGUAUGGGUUACAGCCGCAAGGUACGCCCGACCCAUCAUCAGCUGUGGGCUCUCUAUAUUCAGAGCGUAGCGAAGGUGGGGUGGUACCGGAUCGAGAUGGAGGCAUGACCGGACUCGAAGCAUUCGACAAAUUGAGCUUAGAGCGGGGGAGAACACUCGACGUGGAAGAACUGGACGAUGACGGCUGGCGUGUAGCAAGCAUGGAGAAACGCAUUGAGGAAAUAAGCAGCUUAGGAGAAGGGGCCGGAGGUGCAGUUACAAAAUGCGUUCUGAAAGGCGGCAAGACAAUAUUUGCUCUCAAGAUCAUCACAACAAACCCUGAUCCGGAUGUCAAGAAGCAGAUCGUCCGCGAACUAGGCUUCAAUAAAGACUGCGCCAGCGAGCACAUCUGCCGCUACUACGGCGCCUUCGUCGAGCCCUCAACCGCCACCAUCUCCAUCGCAAUGGAGUUUUGCGAAGGCGGUUCCCUUGACAGCAUCUACCGCGAAGUAAAGAAGCUCGGUGGGCGCACCGGCGAGAAAGUACUUGGCAAGAUAUCCGAAGGCGUUUUGAACGGCCUGACAUAUCUCCACGGCAAGAAAAUCAUCCACAGAGACAUCAAACCAAGCAAUAUCUUGCUAUGCCGCAACGGCCAAGUCAAGCUGUGUGAUUUUGGGGUGAGUGGCGAAUUUGGAACGAAAGGGGACGCGAAUACAUUUAUCGGGACGUCGUAUUACAUGGCACCUGAACGGAUUACGGGACAAUCUUAUACCAUCACCUCCGACGUGUGGUCGACAGGCGUUACUUUGCUGGAAGUCGCACAGCAUCGCUUCCCGUUCCCAGCGGACGGCACGGAGAUGCAGCCCAGGGCUGGUCUUAUCGAUCUACUGACUUACAUCGUGCGGCAGCCGAUUCCGAAGCUCAAGGAUGAGCCGGACGCAGGGAUAAAGUGGACGGAUAACUUUAAAUAUUUCAUUGAGUGCUGCCUUGAGAAGGAACCCUCCCGCCGCGCUUCCCCCUGGCGCAUGCUCGAGCACCCCUGGAUGAUCGAGAUGCGUUCCAAGCGCGUCAACAUGUCGCACUUCCUUUCCACCGUUUGGGGCUGGGAGGAGAAAAAGGAGAAGGAGCGGGAGCGCAAAUGA
Messenger RNA from Drepanopeziza brunnea f. sp. 'multigermtubi' MB_m1, 1536 nucleotides. RefSeq lists its product as uncharacterized. Gene Ontology annotation, biological process: protein phosphorylation. The record is from RefSeq and is a predicted model, not a curated record. Gene Ontology annotation, molecular function: protein kinase activity; ATP binding. NCBI's taxonomy places the organism in Eukaryota, Fungi, Ascomycota, Leotiomycetes, Helotiales, Drepanopezizaceae.